Ylistrum balloti is the source of this 2421-nucleotide messenger RNA. Its product is annotated as sodium- and chloride-dependent betaine transporter-like. Lineage: Eukaryota; Metazoa; Mollusca; Bivalvia; Pectinida; Pectinidae. The record is from RefSeq and is a predicted model, not a curated record. The transcript is spliced from 17 exons. Gene Ontology annotation, cellular component: membrane. Gene Ontology annotation, biological process: sodium ion transmembrane transport. Bases 1 to 2421 code for a protein of 806 amino acids.
AUGGAUGAGCAUAUAGAAAUCGACAAAAUUGAGAAAAAAGCUCUCAAUUCUCAACGUGAAGGUGAUGAUUACCUUGAAAACAGAAGUGACGUCUCCCGUGAUGUAUGGGCACGAAAGGUGGAAUAUCUGCUGGCUCUAAUCGGUUUCUCUGUGGGGUUAGGCGUGGUAUGGCGGUUUCCUUACCUCUGUAUGAGGAAUGGAGGAGGUGCUUUCCUGAUUCCGUUUUUCAUUUUUAUGUUCAUCUGUGGAUUUCCACUUUAUUUCAUGGAAUUAAGUCUUGGACAGUUUUCCGGGAAAAGUCCAUUGGUACUGUGGUGCAUUUGUCCUCUAUUUCAAGGUUUAGGGUUUUGUAUGGUAACGAUUUCGUUCAUAAUAACCUUGUACUAUGGUCUAGUAGUGGCUUGGAUUCUCUGUUACCUGUUCUACUCUUUCUAUCCGACGUUACCCUGGGCUUCAUGUGAUAAUGCGUGGAACUCCGAUAGCUGUGUCGUUCUUCGUUCAGCGAACCCGACAAAUUCGUCAGGUUUCAAAACCCCGAAUAGAAGCGAAUUCCUGAAUACAUCAUAUGUAGUAUCGGAGCCCAUCAGUAUCAAUGCAUCGUCUUCUCAGGAUGUAAACACGGACUUCUAUCCAACCGCAGCAACAGAAUUUUGGAGAUACCAAAUUCUCGGUAUAUCAUCUGGCAUUGAUGUUAUCGGUACACCACAAUGGCAUCUCGUCCUUGCUUUGUUCCUCGCGACAUUUGUGACCUUCCUGUGUGUUGUCAAGGGAGUGAGGUCAGUUGGUAAGGUGGCGUACGUCACAUCCUUACUACCCUAUGUCCUCCUAACCGUCAUCCUGAUUCGGAGUCUGACGCUGGAAGGAUCACUAACGGGAGUUUUAUAUUAUAUAAAACCGGACUUCUCCCGACUUUUAACUACAAAGGUAUGGUUUGAGGCGGCGCUGCAAGUGUUUUAUUCAUUAGGACCAGCCUAUGGUGGGGUGAUUACCAUGGCUAGCUAUAACAAGUUUCACAACAGGUGUUUAGGUGAUGCGGCCUUAUGCACCGCGGUGGAUUGUUUCAGCAACUUUUAUUGUGGCUUUGUUGUGUUCAGUAUUCUCGGAUUUCUUGCUCAUGAAUCCGGAUUAUCGGUUGAGGACGUUGCAGAAGGAGGGCCUGGUCUAGUUUUUCAGGUCUAUCCUGAGGCUUUAUCCAGAAUGCCUUUACCUCACCUUUGGUCCAUCCUUUUCUUCGUGAUGCUCUUCGCUGUAGGUUUGGAUAGCCAGUUUGGACAAGUGGAAACCAUCAUUGGAGGAUUGCGGGAUAUGUACCCAGGCUCGUUUGGGAAAAGAAAAAACCUUUCGCUUCUGAUUGUAUUCUGUGUCGUUUUCCUUUUAAGUCUGAUUUUUGCUACACCGGGAGGAGUUUUUGUGUUUACAUUGGUUGAUUGGUAUUCCAGUGCUUACUGCAUCUUCCUGACAUCUUGUUUUGAAUGCAUUGUAGUUGGAUGGAUAUACGGUGCAGAACGAUUCAGCAGAGACGUGGAAGUAAUGACUGGUAGAAGAGUUCCAUCUGCCAUACGUAUAUCAUGGUGCAUAGUUACACCCCUAGCCACCUUUAUUGCGUUUCUUGCAAGUCUAUUAUCAUUGGAAAUCCCGCGAUAUAGUGAGUACAUCUUCCCAAGCUAUACGCAGGUUUUAGGAGUUUUUAUAGCACUACUUGCCGUGAUGCCAAUCCCUGUGAUAGCCCUGAAAGGUAUUCUACGGGCUGAAGGUCCCAUAAGAACGAGAUUGACCAAUACGUUAAGACCAAAUAACCAAUGGAUACCAAAUGAUACUGUUGCUCAAUUGACCUACGAGGAGUAUUACACUAAACCUGUAAGAGGUAUCAACAUGAACCUUCAUCAGGUAGAUAAAUCUCCACAUGGCAAAGUUUUAGAAAUUGAAGAGUGUUGCUUCUUCUGUGCUGAAGAUGGAAGCAAGAAGGACCUUAGCGUAGCAAGCAUUGAUAGGAUACAGACUAUCAUUGAAUCAAGGAUAGCAGACCGAGGUGAGGGGAGGAAGAUUGAUAAGGAAACCCUUCUAGAUAUCUGCAGAUCUCGUAAGGACAACUGGGGACGCGCAGAAGAGACACGUUUGGCUGAGGCACUGAGUGAUCUGCAUGCAGCCGAUGGAAGAUACCACAUAGACUGCUACAAGAAGUGCUGCUGUGACACUGUCGCUCAGUGCUUCGGAAUAGGAAAAAACACAGUCAUCAAAGUUCUCAACAAUAAUAUAGCACUGCAGAAAUUGGGUGUACUAUCUGAGGACAUGGAUGACAUAACUCAAGAAGCAAAAGCAUUCAUGGCUGAAUGCUACGGGAUCAAAGUCUCGGUCACGUUGAACAUGACUGAGGCCCGGGGAGAGAGUUCUGGUCAAGAAGGAUGGGCAGAAAAAACGUAA